AUGUUAGUUUUCCGCGUCGCCGUGGGUUUUACUGUAUUGUGCGCCAGUGUAUCCUGGAAUGUGUUGUGCGCAACCGAUUGGGCUUGCCUGGAACGUUAUGAAGCGAAUGAGUCUGCAAAGAACAUUCCUUUGUAUCCCAGGUCGUCACGACGCAGCCGUGCUAUGCACUCUGAGGCGGGUCAACUUCUUAAAACUAUGUACGCUCAGAAAUUAAGCAUUCCAGAAAUUGCCAUUGAAAGGAGCACUAGCAAUUGGGGAGACAGCGAAAGGCUGCGUCGCUUGUUUCGCAAGCUGCAUGCAGGGGAAGCUAUCAGCAUGGUCGUUUUGGGUGGGUCCAUCACGUGUGGAGGGGACACUCGUCACCUAGAGGAGCAAUGGCCAUACAGGUACACCGUCAAUGACGACAGAGGGGCCUCUAUGGGCAAUCUGAAGGAUCUCCCUAUUAUGGAGAACGAAUGGAGGCGUGGAUUUGAAAGACUUUUGCGGAAGCUCGUCAAGCUUCCCACUUCGCCCGCACUGCUCUAUUUGCAUGUCUAUCAACCUGCAUACAUGGGGCGUUCAUUCUGGAUGAGUGCUGAAAUGGAAAUGGAGACGAUAUUGCAGUACUACAGCAUUCCCACAGUGUCAGCUCGCAAUGCCUUGUACCAUCUGCUAAUUGCUAAGGCCCAUGGCUUUUCAGAGGAGGAAGUGCACUGCGGGGUGCAUCCAAAUCCGUUGGGCCACAGAUAUUAUGCAGACCUCGUCAUAGCCACCUUGCAAGACCACGCCUACAUUGCUUACACAACAGCAGAGGAGCACAUGGAGGCAACAGCAACUUUUGAAAGCUUGAAGAGCGUGCCACCACCCAUGUUGGAUCAAAAUUGGGAUUUUGAGAGCGAAUGCUUGUCAGGGGAUAGCCUUCAUCAGGCACUUGUACCAGAACUAACCCAGGAACAACUCUUUAAAACUCCUAUGGCAAAUCCAAUAGUGUGCUGCUGCGGUCCUGCCACAGUCAAGAAGUUCUACAUCAUGACAUGCAAAAAGGUUAUCCUUUCUUCGGUAUCUUUGCAGGACUGGACAUUUGUGGAUGAGGGCAAGCAUGGGCACCCAAAACUGGGCUUCGUUACUACUCAACCUGGUGCAAGCAUUGUAUUACAGGCAAGUUUAAUUCUUCCUUGUCACGUGAACACGACAUCAGAACACAAGAAUUUCCAGGGCGAUGUCCUGCUGGCAUUGGGCUACCUAGUGAGCUACGAGCACAUGGGUUUCUUUUCAGUGGAAUGCUUGUCGGGGUGUGCUUGUGAGGGCAUACCUAAUCACACUGCCACCCACCAAUCCCACAGCUCCAUAUUUAAGUUCGUCUAUUUUGCAGCAACGCAAAACAGCCACUGCCGCCUCAGGAUAACAUCUCUAAACCAAACGGAGUCCGGGGAACACAAGGUCAAAUUUGAUUCCAUCAUGGUGGCCACUGGGAUCAGUUCCAAUUGGGUGAACGAUAUGAAUCACGUUUACCAAAGUUGA
Molecule: messenger RNA, 1500 nt
Organism: Coccomyxa subellipsoidea C-169
Lineage: Eukaryota; Viridiplantae; Chlorophyta; Trebouxiophyceae; Coccomyxaceae
Exons: 8
Coding region: 1-1500 (499 amino acids)
Source: RefSeq, a predicted model, not a curated record